AUGGGAACUUUUCCCAGAGAAGCCUUGCUUCAGGAUUCGCACUAUGAGAAGCCAGACGUGAAAGGCUUCCAACGAAAAGCUGAAACUGCACGCAUUGACUGUGGUAGGCUUCUUCACGAAGAAGAGCUUGGCAAUUAUACGAGGCUAAUGGCAUCGUCGCGUACGAGACUUCGCGAUCAAAAUGUGUCUAUGACCUGUGAGGAUGUUCAGGCCCGAGUUCUUCCACCAAACCCGUUAAACCGUUUACAUUUCGGAAUAGCCUAUGCACGUAUAGUAUACGAGAGCUAUGACUUUAUCGAGGACGAACUCAGAUCAAGCUACCAUCCGCAAAAUUUCUUCUGCUAUGCCAUCGAUUAUAAAGCGAAGAGAGAAUUCGCGGAGAGAAUAGAGGGUCUCGCCAAAUGUCUUUCAAAUGUUGUAGUUCCAACCAAGCGUUUUGACAUAGGAAGGGCUGGAAUCAAUGGAACUCGUGCACAUUACGAAUGCAUGAAGUCGUUGAUGGUAUACAAAGGAUGGGGAUACGUCAUUCUUAUGCAGGUUUUCCACAUAAAUCUCGAUAUCGCCGUUAAUCUAUGCAGUGUCCAGACUGAUCUUCAGAAUUAUGACAUCAUGAUCAAAACUGUGUACGAGGCCGUUGAUAUUCUGCGUGCUCUCGGAGGAGCUAAUGAUGUUCACGUGAGACCAUGCGAGAGUAAUCGCUACAAUCACUCUUUGAAAUGGGAUGUCCGUUCACUGAAGUUCUUUCGAAACGAGACGCAAAUGACGCCAACGCAAUUGAAUGCUUCGUUGGUAUUCGCCCGAGGUGCAGUGCAUGCGUCACUGUCACGCGCUGCGGCUGACUGGAUGGUGAACACCGUAGAUCUCACAAAAACGUUUGAACAGCUCGAUCGCAAAGUAUGA
Molecule: messenger RNA, 900 nt
Organism: Ostertagia ostertagi
Lineage: Eukaryota; Metazoa; Nematoda; Chromadorea; Rhabditida; Trichostrongylidae
Source: the annotation of a GenBank genome assembly